CUUUAAGUGUUUGUGUUGAGAAUGUUCCAAGCAUCCUUUGACCAUUACAAGGUUACCAUGUCCUAAGGACACGUUUGUCUCCUUAAACGACCUCGUUUUCUUCUUCACCUCCUUUCCUCCUCCUCCUCCACACCCUGCCGCAGCUCAGAGAAGCCAAUGAUGAAAUCCAUUUCCAUGGCCAAAUCCUCCCCAUGUUGUCGCCUUCAAUCUAAAGGACUAGGAGAUAGGUAGACAAAGAAAUCUUCGGUUAGCUAUGGAUCAUAUACAGUCAAGGGAAAGUGAUUUAGAGAUAGAUCUAGAGAGUGGGGGAACAACUAGUGAGGAAGAGGGCAGUAAUAACCGUUAUCUGACUGAGGAAGCUUCUAAUAAAGAGUUGUAUAAAGCGGGGAGUGGGUUUCGUGGAGUUCAACCGUCACAUGGAUUUGCAAGGAAGCAAGAUGGUUCAAAUUCUUAUAAGAAGGUGUUAAGUGCUGAUGAGCUUUCCGUUAGGUGUACAGAAAUUUGGUCGAACAAAGUCAGAGAGGAGAUGGAAAAUUCGAGGGAUGAUAAAAUGGAUAUUGAGAGGACAAGGAAGCCAAAGCCUCCUAAACCACCUAGACCCCCAAAGGGUCCAUCACUAGAUGCUGCUGACAUUAAGUUCGUCAAGGAAAUAUCUGAGAUUGCUAUAUGGAAGCGUAGAAGGACUGAAAGAAUUAAGGCAUUGAAGAAAAUUAAAAAGGAGAGUGCAUCACCUUCGAAGAUGAAUAUAUUAGCAACUGUGAUCACGGUUCUGUUCUUCUUGAUUAUUAUAUUUCAAGGUACUCUCGUAUCCUGGGGCAUGCGAAAUUUUGAUGCAUCGGCAUUAUUGAGAGUGUUCUGGGCUCUCGUGUGUGACAGCAGUUAGUAUGCCGCCUUUCAAGUUCAGAGUGAUCAGGGGUUGUGGAUGUGGAAUCGCUUGCCUCAAACAAUCAAAAUUAUUUCGAAAUGGGUAAAUUGCGGCUGCUCUUGUAUAGAAAUGUAACAACGAUUUUGGAUUUUGGUAAAGAGCUCCUGAUAUUUGUAGGUGUGCCAGAAAAAGGGAUUUCAACUCUUGAUCCAGGCAUGAAUUUGAUGUUGUACAUUUGUACUAAAUGGGGCCAUUGCAGAGCUUGACUUGCGGAAUAGAAUUACUAAUCUUGACUUCAGGCAUGAAUAUUUUGGUUAUAAUGACUCUUGAGGGAAGUAUUACUCCUUUUGCCUAUGA
Nicotiana attenuata is the source of this 1222-nucleotide messenger RNA. RefSeq lists its product as uncharacterized. The transcript is spliced from 4 exons. NCBI's taxonomy places the organism in Eukaryota, Viridiplantae, Streptophyta, Magnoliopsida, Solanales, Solanaceae. The record is from RefSeq and is a predicted model, not a curated record. Bases 254 to 883 code for a protein of 209 amino acids.